UUUUCUUCGGCAUUGAAUACAUUGUUCGUCUAUGGGGUUUGAUUAAAUUAAUUUUCAAUUUAGAAUUAUUUUUUAUAGCAGCUGGAUGUCGCUCCAAAUAUCUUGGAAUUUUAGGGCGUUUAAAGAUCUUUGUGUUGUUAUUGCUAGUCUUUUUGUUAUUUCUGUUGGAAGCGAGGGAAAGGUAUUUGCUACAAGUGCCAUUAGAGGAGUACGCUUUUUACAAAUCCUUCGCAUGUUGCAUGUGGACAGACAAGGAGGAACAUGGAGAUUACUUGGAUCGGUUGUCUUCAUUCAUAGACAGGAAUUAAUUACGACUCUGUACAUUGGCUUUCUUGGCCUAAUUUUUGCUUCAUAUUUUGUAUAUUUGGCUGAAAGGGAUACACAACAAAUUGGACCUGAUGGUCGUCCAGCAUUUGGAAGUUAUGCUGAUGCUCUAUGGUGGGGAGUGAUCACGAUGACAACAAUUGGCUAUGGAGAUGUUGUUCCACAAACGUGGAUUGGUAGAAUUGUGGCCUCUUGUUUUGCUAUAUUUGCCAUUAGCUUCUUUGCUCUUCCUGCAGGAAUACUCGGAUCAGGAUUUGCUUUAAAGGUGCAACAAAAACAAAGGCAAAAACAUUUUAACCGGCAAAUUCCUGCUGCUGCAACGCUUAUCCAGUGCAUCUGGCGUUGUUAUGCUGCAGAUAAAUCUUCCAAAUCCAUUGCCACUUGGUAA
Messenger RNA from Meloidogyne enterolobii, 712 nucleotides. The record is from the annotation of a GenBank genome assembly. NCBI's taxonomy places the organism in Eukaryota, Metazoa, Nematoda, Chromadorea, Rhabditida, Meloidogynidae.